Molecule: messenger RNA, 2487 nt
Organism: Aspergillus chevalieri
Lineage: Eukaryota; Fungi; Ascomycota; Eurotiomycetes; Eurotiales; Aspergillaceae
Exons: 1
Coding region: 1-2487 (828 amino acids)
Molecular function (GO): protein binding
Source: RefSeq, a predicted model, not a curated record
AUGACGUCAGAACCUCCCUCAGAGCACUCGUCCUCCACCAAACUAUUGAGCGAGAGCUGGGCUACGCUGAGCAUCUCUGAUGCACAUUCGGAGGAUGGUACGCGCUCUGAGCAGACGGACAUCGGGUCCCUGAUCGAUCAAACUAGUACCGGCGACGUUGCCAGCCUUGACGACCGCAGCGAGGUUGGUGAGAACUACGAGGACCACGAUGACGAUCAGGACUCUGAAGAAGAAGAUAAUGAUGAGGAGGCGGAUAACAAUGAUGACGAUGGGGCAUAUGAUGGCGGAAGCAUCUCUGAGUCUCAGGAGCUCCCUGCCCUCUAUCAUCGCUUUGGUGGUGAUAUCGAGGACAGUGGUCUUACUGCGAAGGCUGCUUUCCAUCAAUCCACUGACUCUAUUGAGUUCAUCGAGCCAGACAAGUGGCCCGAGAUGGAGCAGGUCGAGCUCAAGCAUACUGUUCAGAUCUUCGAGGGGGUUGAGGCUGCUCGUUUGAAGGAGCAGCUGCCUCCCAAUCAACAGAAUGCGCUGCUCACGGCCACGGUUCAGCAGACAAUGACUAAGUACAGCUUGGACAUCGACCAGCCUUUUCGGGUGCUGUAUAUCGGGAACCCGGAUUUCCGGACCAUAGUACUCGACAAGAUCGGUGAUGUUCUAGUGUCCAGCUCGUGCAGCAGUUAUGAGAGUAGCUCUUCCGAGUCAUCCAGAUACCAUGUCAUUCCAACGUCCUUUGGGGCAGAUGCCGUACCUAAUUUCGCGGAACUGCUUCCAAUCCAUGUCCAGCUUAUUGUCGAUGAAUGCUUGGAAGCCUCGUCUGAUCCGCGAUCUGGAAAGCCCAGCACCGUGAGUCUCAAGUUCAAGAACCGUCCAUCAUGCACUUCAUACUGGACUGGAAGCGAAUACUGUCUAUCAUCUCCUUCGGACUGGACAUUGCCAGAUGUGGCCAUCUUCUUCGUAUCGAGCACGGAUGACGCUGCCGCAGUGGAGACCCAACAUCAAGCCCGCACCUUCAUGGAGAGACACGGCGUUCCCGCCAUGAUGAUUUCGGAGAAGCCAUGGUGGGAAAUGACUACGGAGUUGAUCCCUGUCAACCGCCAUAGCCUCCAUAUGUGUCUAGAGUCUCGCCAUUCCCUUGGUGGAGAGCCCACGGUGUUACGGAGGUAUCCUAUCGACUUGCCGACUUUUGAAAGCAUUGCUUCCAGCCAGCUGAACAGAAAUCUGGCUUCGUUGGCCAAUCUCUAUCCUAAGCAAGUCAACAAGGUCACGGCAGAAGUUCCCAAACCAUGUGCAAUGGAGCCUUUCUCCUUGGACAUCGAGAAGUAUUCGAAGUAUAUCCCGCGCUUUGAUUACUUAAAAUACUCGGACCACGCUCAGAAAUUGUCCCCCUCCUUACGUCUACUUGCUAUCACAGUCAUCUCCGCCAUUGCUAUUACCCUAGCAUAUACUGUCGUGAGCGCUGCUUUCGUCUACCUUUCUCAAUUCUUCUCGCGGUAUGAUAUUUCUGAGGUUGUAUCGCCUUCUAGCGGCAUCUCUAACAAGAAUAUCAUUCCCAUCGAGACCUUGGGACAGAAUUCACUUUCCGUAAUACAUUCGUCGGCCGGCGAAGUUCAGUCACUGAGGAAUCAAUACGAAUGCAGCACCCAGCUUGAGGAGUUAAUGGGCAUUGCGCUCUCACCACCAGUUAAACAAGGGAAACCGGACAGGUUUGAGCUUCAGGUGAUUGGGGAUUCUCAUGUUAUCCUGAAGCCGCCACGCCGGCUGUCGCUAAAGAAGCCAAAGUUCGGUGUCAGUGUCACUAGAUACGGAAAUGCCAUCCCUUACGAGCUCUCCAAGUUAUUUGAAGGUGUCUACUCGUUGAACUUGGAUCGAGAGGAUGCCUACGGGCUUGUGAACGUGACCAUCACUACCUCUAAGCCACCACUUGAGCAGACCACUCAGGUCGAUUUCGGAACGCCGUGGCUCAAGAUUGCGAACUGGAAACGAGCAGCGUCUACCCUCUCUACAGAGCUUGUGAAGGACUUGAACACGGCUCAGACUGGAUUGUCCAAAGCAUAUGAUCGACUGUACACAGAUCUUCAAGUGGCCAUGGGCGAUGUCGUGAAGAGGUCACAUCUUCUGCAGCAAGAAGUUGAUGAUAUACGUGGAUCGACGCGUCUUUCGCUUGAAAAUCUGUCUCUUGAGACGAGAAACGCUGUCCUUGCGCGAUCCAAGCAACUAUCUGAGUUUGUUCGACGUGACGCCGUCCAACCCUUUUGGGCAGUCUGUUCAGUGUUCCAAGAACAAACCAGUAAGGCCAACACGGAGGCAAAGGAUCUCGUGAUGAAUACGUGGAGACGAAUCAGUAGCAUUCCGGCGCCUAGGGUCGAUCUGGGGACCAUGAUGGACCGUUUUCGAGAUGCCCGGAAAAGCGAGGCAUUGAACAAGGCGCAGAAGCGUGCGCGGGGAUUAGUGAGACGGAGGGCUUAUGACUCGGGGAGGCGUCAGAGAUGA